This is a messenger RNA of Mycotypha africana, 1765 nucleotides long. RefSeq lists its product as uncharacterized. The coding region runs from base 38 to 1585 and encodes 515 amino acids. The record is from RefSeq and is a predicted model, not a curated record. Gene Ontology annotation, molecular function: zinc ion binding; SUMO ligase activity. The transcript is spliced from 4 exons. Gene Ontology annotation, biological process: protein sumoylation. Lineage: Eukaryota; Fungi; Mucoromycota; Mucoromycetes; Mucorales; Mycotyphaceae.
UUUUUUUUUCUCUUUCUUUUUUUUUUUUUUUCAUGACAUGGAUUUGUAUCGUCAAAGAAGACAACGGACACGAUGUCAACCUAUUUUAACCAAAAGACAGAUUCGAGAAUUAGGGCACAUGGUGAACCUGACCUCAUUUCGGCAAUCAGCAGAAUUUUUCAUGGACCCUUUUCAUUAUUUUACACAGAGUAAAACCAACAUGGCCAAGAUCCACCGCUAUUUAUUAAGCGAGGGACUGACCACGAUCCCAUGUCCCACCACCCAUAUUCGUCAGGGGGAUCACGCUCGUUUACUGAUCUCUAUCCUCUUUCCUGGCUAUCCCAUCGUGAAAGCCAGUGAAGCCUACUAUCGUUCGCAGAGAGAGAACCGUGGCCCCCAAGUCAAACUCCAUGAUCUCGCCUAUGACCGACUCCCGACCACCGACCGCUAUGAACGUCUCGAAGAACUGUUUCGCGCCGACCUCGGUGCGGGUGGCUGGACGUGCCAUCCGAGUGACGACGACACAGACAAGAAGGACGGUACAAAGAAGAAAACCGGCCCUCGUCAUGUGGACUAUACACUCGCGAUCCCCUUGAAGAAACUGAACCGAUCGAUCGUCCUCGAAGGCCACGCCGACUCUACCUUGAACGUUCGAUUAUUCAUGUAUUUAUGGAGUUCUGAACGUAUGGCUUGGACACCCCAUCCCGAACAGCUGGAACUCUUGGUGGACAAUGCCGAGAAGGAAAACAACAACAACAACACCACGUCAGCCGUCCAUGCGGCCGGGUUCAAGCAUAUCGAUAUGACAGACACAUCGGCGCUGAUCCUCAAAGCCAACCGAAGAAGUACACAAACCCUCCAAUUCAGGUUCCGUUUCAAACACGCUCCCCACCUUCCUGAUCUGCCACGACGGCCCGACCGUAUUCGACAUGUGUCUGUCUGUGCCGUCAUUGAAAAGACACCCGAAGAACUAGCGAGUCAGUUGUAUUUACAAACGGCCGCCUUGUACAUGGGAAGAGCUUUGGAAAGACACAGUCGACAGCCUGAGGUCGCCGAUGCCCUACAGAAAAAGGCAACCCACCUGUUGAACCAGUAUGAUAUGAAUGAUCGAUGGACGCUGUCAAAAAUGAAAACCUUGUUCUUGUCGUCUGCAGAGACCUUUCUCCAUGAAUGGAACGACACAGAGAAAGAGGAAAAAGACAACAACGAGGCUGACAAUGACGGUGAGAUCAUGGCCAAGGAAGAAGUCGUCUCUGUCUUGGAUCCCAUUCAUCUCGGUCGCAUUGAGCACCCAGCACGUUGUAUCUUUUGUACGCAUAGCACAACGUUUGAUGCCAUCCAAUUUUUUCGAUUCGAAAUCAAGUCGACUCACUGGCGUUGUCCCAUUUGUUUCGUACAAAUUCGUGGCCUAGAAGACUUGUAUAUGGAUUACCCUACAAAAUUAGCCCUUGACAAAUACCCCGAUGAACAAAGGUUCUUUAAAGAUGCUAAUGAUCACUAUACAUCCAUUAAAAUAAACAAGGCAUCCGACUCUCAAGAGGUAGAAGAAAGAUUAGGAAGCAAAAGAAAGUAUGAUGUCAUAUCACUCGAUGAGGAUGAAGUGUAAAAAACCCUCUCGUUCCGUCUACUGAUGGUAGAUAGCUCCAAAAUAGCCUGGAGGAUGUAAAUAGAAAAACAACUUUAGAUAAUGCUAUAGAAAAAAAUCAAAACAUCAUCUACUUGUAAAUAGAAUAUAGAUUGAAAAAAUUCUACCCUUUCACAUGUCUUUUUUUUCCUAGAUGUGUUG